GUACCCAUUCUUACUUUUGCUUUCAUUGAAAGAAGGCACAUCGGCUAAGUGGCUUCCCGAAGCCUUCACCAGCUUGCGUCUUUUCACCUCCUCGAUUCCAGCAAAAGAUAAGGCUAUUGUUUAUAAUAAUAAUGAUGUAUUUCAUACAAAUUUUAAAAAAAAUUUACAUGAAAUUGCAUGCCCUUUUUUACAGGCACGAUCAAGUGAGAUAUAGUUUCAAAUCUCAGAUUGUCUACAAGUUAAUCAUAUUUCAACUGUUAAAUAUUUGAUACAUAUAAUACACUCAUUGUCUGAACCAGACCGUAUAGUUGUUGAAUUGUACAAUUGUCCUCCAGGUUGAGCGCGAAAAUCGACUUUGUUUCGUUUUCAUCCCGUGGUUGUAGGCAUACGAUAACCAACCAAUAUUGAGGUAAGUACAACGUUUACAAGGAAUUGGAAGCUUUUUUAGAAAAAUUAAAGUGCUGUGGUGUAACAUUAAAGUGUAAUAGAUUAAGUGAGUGAAAUAUAUCAUUAAUAAACACAUUUAUAUAGAAAACAGAAUGGGGAAGUAAUUAAUCCUUAGGCCGACAACGUUCAUUUGCAAUGUAUAAUGAAACCAAUAUAUUUUAUACUAUCAUGCGUUCACUUUUGGCUUUAAUACAAUUAUUUUCAAGCCAGUUGUCUUUAUUUCAUGUCUUUUUUUCUAUUUGGUGCACAACCGUACCCUCCAGAGAAUAGGAAUAGAAUAAGUCGAAUCAAAUUCAUAAAGAGCUAUAAAAUGUUAGGUUUAAUGGAAUAUAAUGAGAAUCAAGUAAAGACGUUAUUAGAAAAUAAGUGAGACAAGAUAUUGUGAAGUGGUAUUUAAAGAUCUGACAAUGGAUAGCAAGUUAAUUCAUAAGAUGCCCCAUAAAUCUGUGCAGAUCCCACGUGGUCGCAUCUCAACAAUAGGCUGAGCGAAUGGUAUAUAUUUAAAGGUAGAAGCAUUAUCUGUCAAGGCGUUCACUAUUAUCUUUUUCAAGAUAAAGAUCUAAGCCCUCAUAAAAAUCAGAAAUAUCUCGAGCCUUUAAUUUGUAUAUUGCUGUUCCUGCAGAAUGGGGCGAUUCACCUUAGUGACCACCACCAUAUCUACUGAUCAGCUAACGCCACCCUCCCUCCUUUUUUGAUGUUAGGCUCUGAGACUAUGAUUAUUAUGGCUACCGCAAAUAUAUUGCUUGGUACCAGACAUGUUCGUACCCCAUAUUCCAUCUCCCUAGCUUUCUUAAUGAGUGCUUCCAAUAGGUCUCCACGUACAUCUUUACGAACAUAUUAUAUA
Messenger RNA from Trichobilharzia regenti, 1291 nucleotides. Lineage: Eukaryota; Metazoa; Platyhelminthes; Trematoda; Strigeidida; Schistosomatidae. The record is from the annotation of a GenBank genome assembly.